GCGCUGCGCUCCUCCUGCACUCACAUGCCAACACACUUAAAGUCGCACAGAAGAAGUCUUUAAACCGCCGCUGAGGAACCCACGAAUAUUAUUUUCACGCAUUUAUUAAUUUAUUAAGUGAAAUUAAAUCAUGGCUUCAACAAAAGAGCUUUUAGAGAUGGAUCUUUACGCUUUAUUGGGGAUUGAAUGGACCGCAACAGAGAAACAGAUCAAGAAAGCGUACCGACAGAAAGCGCUGUCCUGCCAUCCUGAUAAAAACCCUGAUAAUCCCAAAGCUGCGGAGCUCUUCCACCAGCUGUCUCAGGCUCUGGAGGUUUUGACAGACGCCGCUGCCAAGGCUGCUUACGACAAGAUCCGUGCUGCUAAAAAACAAGCCGAGGAGAGAAACCGAAAGCUGGAUGACAAGAGGAAGAAGAUUAAACUCGAUUUGGAGGCGCGUGAGCAACAGGCAGAUAAUGUGAAAGUAGAAGAGGUUAAAAUCACCCGCACGUUAGAAGAGGAGAUCAUCCGUCUGCGGGAGGAGGGAUCACGAGAACUACAGGAGCAACAGAGACUCAUACGAGAGCAGAUCCAGAGAGAGAGAGACAUAAACACAGGCACAGACUCUUCAGCAGUGCAUCAGGGUAACAGCAACGUGACUCCUAAAUUAAAGCUGAAGUGGAAGUGUAAAAAAGACGAUGCCAGCAACGCCGGCUAUUCUCACGAAUGCCUUCAAAGCCUCUUCCAAAAGUAUGGAGACGUCUUGAACGUUCUGAUAUCCAGUAAGAAGAAAGGCAGUGCCGUGGUUGAGUUUGCAUCAGCUAAAGCAGCUGUGAGUAUUUGA
This is a messenger RNA of Sinocyclocheilus grahami, 823 nucleotides long. It is a transcript of the gene dnajc17, whose product is annotated as DnaJ (Hsp40) homolog, subfamily C, member 17. Gene Ontology annotation, cellular component: spliceosomal complex. Gene Ontology annotation, biological process: spliceosomal complex disassembly. The record is from RefSeq and is a predicted model, not a curated record. Gene Ontology annotation, molecular function: RNA binding. The coding region runs from base 131 to 823 and encodes 230 amino acids. NCBI's taxonomy places the organism in Eukaryota, Metazoa, Chordata, Actinopteri, Cypriniformes, Cyprinidae. The transcript is spliced from 9 exons.